Molecule: messenger RNA, 2172 nt
Organism: Elgaria multicarinata webbii
Lineage: Eukaryota; Metazoa; Chordata; Lepidosauria; Squamata; Anguidae
Gene: PARVB
Product: parvin beta
Exons: 13
Coding region: 28-1125 (365 amino acids)
Biological process (GO): lamellipodium assembly; establishment or maintenance of cell polarity; substrate adhesion-dependent cell spreading
Cellular component (GO): actin cytoskeleton; focal adhesion; cytoplasm
Molecular function (GO): actin binding
Source: RefSeq, a predicted model, not a curated record
CGCUCGGAUCCCCCACUCCCCGCCCCGAUGUCCUCCACUCCCGUGCGGUCGCCCACCCUGCGGCCCCAUCGGAUGAAGAAGGACGAGUCUUUCCUGGGCAAGCUCGGGGGCACGCUGGCCAGGAAGAAGAAAGCCAAAGAGGUGACUGACCUGCAAGAAGAGGGUAAAAAUGCUAUCAACGCACCAAUGUCCCCUGCCACAACUGAUCUCCAUCCGGAAGAUGCUUUACUAGAGGAGAAUGAAGAGCGCACCAUGAUAGAUCCCAACUCGAAGGAGGAUGCCAAAUUUAAAGAACUCAUCAAGGUUUUGAUUGACUGGAUAAAUGAUGUCCUAGUUGAAGAAAGAAUCAUCGUCAAGCAGCUCGAGGAAGACGUCUAUGAUGGGCAGGUGCUACAGAAGCUGUUGGAGAAACUAGCUGGCCGUAAACUGAACGUGGCUGAAGUGACGCAGUCUGAAAUCGGCCAGAAGCAAAAACUACAGACUGUUCUGGAAGCCGUCCAUGAUUUACUCCGACCCCACGGCUGGACUAUCAAGUGGAAUGUUGACUCAAUUCAUGGCAAGAACCUGGUGUCCAUUCUCCAUCUGCUUGUUGCAUUGGCCAUGCAUUUCCGUGCUCCCAUCCGACUUCCUGAACAUGUUUCUGUGCAAGUGGUGGUUGUAAGGAAACGGGAAGGGCUGCUCCAGACAGCCCAUGUCACGGAGGAGCUCACCACCACCACAGAGAUGAUGAUGGGAAGAUUUGAACGAGACGCUUUUGAUACCCUCUUUGACCAUGCUCCGGAUAAACUAAGUGUAGUGAAAAAGUCCUUGAUCACUUUCGUAAACAAACAUUUAAAUAAGCUGAAUUUGGAAGUGACAGAAUUGGAAACCCAGUUUGCAGAUGGUGUUUACCUGGUAUUACUGAUGGGCCUCCUUGAAGACUAUUUUGUUCCUCUUCACAAUUUCUAUUUAACGCCAGAAAGUUUUGAUCAGAAGGUUCACAAUGUUUCCUUUGCUUUUGAGCUGAUGCAAGACGGAGGGUUGAAGAAGCCUAAAGCUCGACCAGAAGAUGUUGUCAACUUGGAUCUGAAAUCUACCCUAAGGGUUUUAUACAACCUGUUCACAAAAUACAAGAAUGUUGAGUGAUCUGGAGACCUCCUGAGAUGCUAAGGAUCUUCAAAACAUCCUUUUUUUAGGGGAGGGAAGAAAAUAAACUCUUUAUUUUUCUUCCUCUAAUGCCUUAUGUUGGAUUCUCUGAUGUAUGAUGGUAUCCCUUCUUCUGUUAAGAUUUUCUCCAUAUUACUCUUCUAUGCUUUGGGCCCACUCUGUGCCUUUUAAAAUGUAGUUUAAUUUCUUGAAAUAUUCCACAUUGUACUUGUCUGUUCUACAAGUCUGUCGUCUCCUUUAAUGCUACAUUCAACAAAAAUGCCUUGUUCCAUUAGUGGAGAUUGCAAUUACGAUUCAUUUCUGCUGGUGAGAAGUUCUGAUGCUGUUGAUGAAGAAAUAAUAACUGUGAUGCAUUUUGUUCAAAUAAUUUACUCAUUUCUGAAUUCUUCUCUGUAUCGCAAUUCUGCCAUAAACUCACUAGUUGGGUGGCUUUAGGCAAGCCAUCCGCAGCCCCUAUUCCCACGUCGGCAAUAUGGAGAUAACAGUACUGACCUGCCUUACAGGGCCAUUGUAAGACAUAGUAAGGUAACAGACAUGAAGUGCUUUGAACACUCUAAAGUGCUAAACGAAUGCUAAAUAGUAUUUAUCUAGGUUCUUAGCUAUAACAUUUAGGGAUAAGCGAAGGCUGGAUGGAGUGUGGAAUUUAAUUUAAAAAAUGUGUGCAACCGUGAGAGUAAGAAGUACCAGUGAUCUGUUUGGGGAAAGGAGAAUUUCCUCCUCUCAUACUUAAAAGGCAUGAGUCCAUAUCCUCUGUCCCCACAUUGCAGUAUAUACCCCAAUUUGACUGUAUGUAGCCCAUCCGUGUUCAUUAAACCGCUGCACACCUUCCUUUAGGUAUUAUUUUUGUUUCACUGUAUUUGUUUGUUUUAAGACUGUGACCUCAAACUCUUCUAUAUACCUUUUCAAGGCAUUGCCUUUCUUUUUGUAUUACCUUUGUACCAUUCAGUAUUACUUCCACUGAAUACACUGUGAAUCUCAGAUGGAAUGACUGCCUAAUUUGAAUAAAGUAGGAUUUCUUUACCUUUU